This is a messenger RNA of Penicillium canariense, 696 nucleotides long. RefSeq names its product putative cell wall protein. The transcript has 2 exons. Bases 1 to 696 code for a protein of 231 amino acids. Lineage: Eukaryota; Fungi; Ascomycota; Eurotiomycetes; Eurotiales; Aspergillaceae. The record is from RefSeq and is a predicted model, not a curated record.
AUGUCUCCCAAGUCUUUCACUUUCUCGGCCGCUCUGUGCCUGGCUCUUGCCGUUGGUCCCGCCUCGGUGCUGUCUGUUCCCCAGAUGAACGGACUUCCUCUUCUCGGUGGUGACCACGCCCAUGAUACCGCUCCUGCCACUGGUGAUAGCGAGCAUGAUGCCGGUGCCGGUUUUGACGUCGGUUUCCCCGGCGGCCCUGGCGUUCGCUUCGGUGCUGGCACCCACGAUGAGGAGCAUGGCCCUUGCGGACCCGGCGUGAACAGUUUGCACGCCGCCGGCGCUGGCUACGAUGUUGGCAUUCCUGGAGGCCCCGGUGUGCGCUUCGGUGCCGGCACCGUCGACGCUCACCACGCUGUGCCCUGCCCUGAGGUCGUCGAAGUGACCCCUUCGAGUCCUGCGAUGGUUGAGACGACCCCCGCCAGCCUUGUUGUUGUGGAGACGGCUCCCGCUACCUCGACCUACGUCCCUGUGAUGAUCCCGCCUACCUAUACCACUCCUAUUAUGAUCCCUACCAUGAUGCCUGCUCCCGCCUAUGCGUCUUCCACGCCGGUCGUCGUUCACUCGACCCCGCUGGUGCAGCACCCCGCUCCGACGUCGACCCCCUCGUCCCAGCCGGUCUUCAAUGCCGGCUUCCCUCUCGCCCCGAGCUCCGGCUUCUUGGUCGCCAUUCCUAUCAUUCUGGGCCUUGUAUACUAG